AUGUCAGUCCGAAGACGUACUCAUUCAGAUGAUUUUUCUUUUCGAUUAGAAAGAACAAGGCGACCUUCAAAACUCGAUGUCCUUCGAGAAUCUCCAACUCUGCCAGUCCAACAAGGAUACUCGCUGACUACUGUCGUUUUGGUUUCGCUUGUAGUGACGCUGGUCUGUCAAAAUGUCGCCCCACCAGCCUUUUCAUAUCUAAAUCAACUGAUUAAAAAUUCUCCGAAAAGAAAAAUACCCGGGCAAUCGAAUCGUUUAAAUAUCGGAUUCAUCAGUACCAAUUCACCAGAGAAAUUCGCUCCAGCUGUUCAAAAACCAACAUUUCUAGUAGAUCCAAUUUAUGAUGAAAAAUGGAAAGGAGUUCAUACAGCUGUUCCUGUCAUGACGACGGAACCAGAGGAAAAACGGGAUAACAAUCAUGCAAAAGUGAAAGAGGCGAUAUUGGCAGCCAAGGCAGCAAGUAGAUCAAGAAGAGAUGGAAAUCUGGAAAGAGCAGUGACAAUAAUGGAGCACGCAAUGGCAUUGGCUCCUAACAAUCCACAGAUUCUCAUCGAAAUGGGACAGAUUCGAGAGAUGCACAACGAACUCGUGGAAGCAGAUCAAUGUUAUGUGAAAGCAUUAGCCUACGACCCUGGAAACUCUGAAGCAUUGGUACUUCGUGCUCGAACUAAUCCCCUUGUCAGUGCAAUCGAUAGGAAAAUGCUGAAAACAGUGCACGAUUUGCGGAACGAAUUUGCACAUCUACAACAUUCGACAGCUCUCCGAAGAAUGAUGAGAGAAACAUAUUUUCUCUAUGUCUAUCAUACAGUAGCAAUCGAAGGAAACACUCUAUCUCUCGGACAAACUCGUGCAAUCCUUGAAUCUGGAAUGGUCAUCCCUGGUAAAAGUAUUCGAGAACACAAUGAAGUCAUUGGUAUGGAUGCUGCACUUCGUUUUUUGAAUUGCUCUCUUCUUUCCAAAGAACAUCACGAGAUAUCAAUCGAUGACAUUCUCGAAAUGCACAGAAGAGUAUUAGGAAAUGCAGAUCCUGUAGAAGCUGGAAAGAUUAGAACGACUCAAGUUUAUGUAGGGAAGUUCACACCAGUGGCUCCUGAAUAUGUGCUCGAGCAGUUGGCAGACAUGGUUGAUUGGUUGAAUGAUGAGAGUACAAUGGCUAUGGAUCCCAUUGAACGAGCUGCCAUAGCUCAUUAUAAAUUAGUGCUAGUACACCCAUUCACAGAUGGAAAUGGAAGAACGGCACGGUUACUAUUGAAUCUGAUAAUGAUGAGAAGUGGAUUCCCCCCAGUGAUUCUUCCAGUUGAGACUAGAGCAGAGUACUAUGCAUCUCUCCACGUGGCAAAUCUAGGAGAUCUGCGACCAUUUGUGAGAUACGUUGCCAAACAUUCUGAAGCAUCCAUUCAAAGGUACAUUGGUGCAAUGAAAACGUCAUCUGGCAAUGUGAUCAACGGAGAAGAACCUAACUUGACCGCUGAAGAGUCUAAAGUCUCUGAGAAAAUCGAAACCGAGUGUCGAGCGGGGAGUUAA
This is a messenger RNA of Caenorhabditis briggsae, 1524 nucleotides long. RefSeq names its product Protein CBR-FIC-1 (gene Cbr-fic-1). Lineage: Eukaryota; Metazoa; Nematoda; Chromadorea; Rhabditida; Rhabditidae. Gene Ontology annotation, molecular function: protein binding. Bases 1 to 1524 code for a protein of 507 amino acids. The transcript has 6 exons. The record is from RefSeq and is a predicted model, not a curated record.